AUGCCUGCCAGCCGAACCCACCAGAAUGGCGCUGCCCAGUUCAACCAGAAGCUGAAGAACCUCUUCCGCAUCAACCUCAACAGCGGCGCCGACCGUGACAGAGAAAAGUCCUCCGCUGCUCACGUCCACUCCUCACAAGACGCCGCCGCCGCCCGCCCAGAAAUCCGGAGCAAGUUUGGUAGCAGCUUUUUCAAGGGCACCGUCGGCCGAUUGAGGACAAACACCACCGCCAGCGAAGGCAACCCCCUCGACGAGGCCCUCAGCCCGACCGCGCACGCGAAUCCCUACUUCGCACACCAGGGUCAGCCGGGCCUUCGCCAUCACAACCACGAAUCAGUACCUCCUAGCCCUCCCGAUACCCCAAAUUUCAAGAUCCAAGGUCCUGACGGCGGCCCCGAACAGCAGACGACGAGCGCCGGACGUGAGGAAUUGGCAAGGAAACUUAGGAGAGUCGCCAGUGCCCCCAAUGCCCAGGGCUUGUUCUCCAAAGGCAAGGGCAGCGCCGAGCGUCCCGCCACCGCCGAGUUGAGCAAGGACCCGUUGGUUCUCGACAAGGACUCGGGCACCCUCGAGAUGGUUGAUCCGUCCAAGGCGUCUGCCCCUAGCCUGGGCGUUCCCGACAAGGACGUCCUCGGCAACCUCCCACCCCCGAACCGUACGAGUCUCACAUUCCGGAGGACCUACAGCUCCAAUUCCAUCAAGGUCCGCGAUGUCGAGGUCGGCCCGCAAAGUUUCGACAAGAUCAAGUUGAUUGGCAAGGGAGACGUCGGCAAGGUCUACCUCGUCCGCGAGAAGAAGAGCAGUCGUCUCUACGCCAUGAAAGUAUUGAGCAAGAAGGAGAUGAUCAAGCGGAACAAGAUUAAACGCGCCCUUGCCGAGCAAGAAAUUCUAGCUACGAGUAACCACCCCUUCAUUGUUACGCUGUACCACUCAUUCCAAUCGGAGGAUUAUCUGUAUCUGUGCAUGGAAUAUUGUAGUGGUGGAGAGUUCUUCAGGGCGCUGCAGACGCGCCCCGGCAAGUGUAUCCCCGAAGACGAUGCGCGAUUCUACGCCGCCGAGGUCACCGCGGCCUUGGAAUAUCUGCAUUUGAUGGGCUUCAUCUAUCGCGACUUGAAGCCAGAGAACAUCUUACUCCACCAGUCGGGCCACAUCAUGCUUUCGGACUUUGACUUGUCGAAGCAGUCCGAUCUCGGUGGAAAGCCCACAAUGGUCAUUGGCAAGACAGGUACCAGCACCACCUCAUUGCACAUCGACACUCGGUCCUGCAUCGCCAAUUUCCGCACCAACUCGUUCGUCGGAACAGAGGAGUACAUUGCACCAGAGGUCAUUAAGGGUAGCGGCCACACUAGUGCCGUGGACUGGUGGACCCUCGGCAUCUUGAUUUACGAGAUGCUUUACGGAACCACCCCCUUCAAGGGCAAGAACCGAAAUGCGACUUUUGCCAAUAUCUUGAGGGAAGACAUCCCCUUCCCGGACCACGCUGGGGCACCUCAAUUAUCCAACCUUUGCAAAUCCCUGAUUCGUAAACUUUUGAUCAAAGACGAAAACCGGAGAUUGGGUGCCAAGGCCGGUGCUUCGGAUAUCAAGGCUCAUCCGUUCUUCAAGACGACUCAGUGGGCGUUGAUUCGACACAUGAAGCCUCCCAUUGUGCCUGUUACUGGGCGCGGCAUCGAUACUGUCAACUUCCGCAAUGUUAAGGAAAGUGAGAGCAUCGACUUGAGCGGAUCCAACCCGCUACAAGCAAACCUCAAGGGAGUUCCUCUGGAUAGUGGCAUGACGACCCCCGGUGGUGAAGUCGUUGAUCCUUUCGAAGAGUUCAACAGUGUCACGCUGCACCAUGACGGAGACGACGACCAUCACUCACAACAGAGUGGACAAAAUCACUCGUAG
Colletotrichum abscissum is the source of this 1890-nucleotide messenger RNA. RefSeq names its product serine/threonine-protein kinase nrc-2. Gene Ontology annotation, biological process: protein phosphorylation. Gene Ontology annotation, cellular component: plasma membrane; cytoplasm; nucleus. Lineage: Eukaryota; Fungi; Ascomycota; Sordariomycetes; Glomerellales; Glomerellaceae. Gene Ontology annotation, molecular function: ATP binding; protein serine/threonine kinase activity. The transcript is spliced from 4 exons. Bases 1 to 1890 code for a protein of 629 amino acids. The record is from RefSeq and is a predicted model, not a curated record.